This is a messenger RNA of Polychytrium aggregatum, 1537 nucleotides long. RefSeq lists its product as uncharacterized. The coding region runs from base 221 to 1333 and encodes 370 amino acids. The transcript has 2 exons. Lineage: Eukaryota; Fungi; Chytridiomycota; Chytridiomycetes; Polychytriales. The record is from RefSeq and is a predicted model, not a curated record.
CAUUUCGAGACUAGUCUUAUCUUGAACGGAUCUUUGCUUCCCUCGCUCCCUCUCCGAGUCCACUUCGGACUUUACCCUUGCCUUCCCUGAGCUCACUUCGAGCUCACUUCUUCUUUUGCCGUUGAGUCCCCUUCGGACUCUAACAGUCGCUCUCAAUGCAGUGGCCAUCUCCAACUCAUCUGGUGGGGGUAGCCAGGUCAAGACGGGCAAGGGUGCACCGAUGAAGAUGCUCUUUGGAUCACAGAACCUGAUGAUCACCGCCAAUCUGGGUUUCGCACAGUGGGACACCAGCACUCCAUCCACCGACGGUCAAUUGAAUGCAAACACUUAUAGCAUCGUGAAUGUGAUCCCACUGCCGAAUGGUAUGCAGGUGGUGACGGCGCAGCCCUUUGUGCUCCAGCGCGGUGAUUAUGUGGUUCUGAAUGGUGUGUGGACACGCCCUCCACUCUACACUCUGCAGAACCCAAACGGCCAGUUCCAGGUGACAGAGCAGGGCAUCCGCAUCUACUCUGCCGGGGGGAAUCUGGUAUCCAUCCAGACCAUCAUCGACCACUCGUUUACGGUGGGGCAGACCGUGUAUAUCUACAACAGCGAUUGCGUGCCGUCUCUCGACACCAACACCGGCAAUCAUAAUGGCUACGUCGUGGUUGCGGUGCCGGCAAACGACAUUGUGACGAUCGAUAUCAAGCAGCCACUGCAGCAGCCAGGCACGACAUGCAGCUUUCAGUACAAUACAAACUUUACACUCUAUGACAUCACGCCGUCGCUUGGGUUUGGAUACUACGAUCUCAACAACUCCAGCUUCGACGUGGCGCAGUUGAUCGACCCGACCACGCUCUUGUUCCAGACCAACACCGGGUUCUCGGAAUACAGCAGCACGACGACACUGGUGGCGAGCCAGUUCCGGAUCUCGAGUAUGACGCUGGGCUGGAAGACCACAGUGAGUAAUAUCCCGGAUUCAUAUCCGCUAUCGUUUAUGGGAAAUCCCGUUCCCGCGGCUUUCACCAAACCCCAUGCGGCCAUCCAUCUGGCUGGCGAGUUUUACUGCUUCCUGUGCUCGCCGCAGAUCGGGCAGAUGCGCACCACCCGGAAUAUCAAGGAUAUCUUGGCCAAGAUCCAGCUCACGGAGAACCCGGGUGUGGUGAUCUUCAAUUCGUUCGUGAGCACGCCCUUGAUCCCAGACACACCCAUUGCCCGCAUCGACUAUUUUGAUUUCUACAUGUAUGCCCCGACGGGCUAUUUAUUGAACUUUAACGGCCUGGACUACUCCUUCACGAUCAAGAUCACGGAGACGAUCGAGACGAGUGCCGAGCUCCCCCCACUCAAUGCAUGAUUCAAAAGUGCCUGGGUAUGUUGAAAUUGACCAGCGCGAUCUUGGAGGCCCGUUGCUCGGCCGUGAUCUUUUUACCAGACUUUCCCAUUCCAACAAUGACUUGCUUGGAAUGAGCAUUGAUCUUGAAGUCUCGCCGGAUCUGCUGGUCGUAGGAGAGGACGUUUUGCGGGAGCUGGUCGCGGAACUGGGCGUCCACUAGGACCA